Malus domestica (apple) is the source of this 4873-nucleotide messenger RNA. RefSeq lists its product as uncharacterized. Gene Ontology annotation, biological process: establishment of meiotic spindle localization; spindle organization; mitotic cell cycle. NCBI's taxonomy places the organism in Eukaryota, Viridiplantae, Streptophyta, Magnoliopsida, Rosales, Rosaceae. Gene Ontology annotation, cellular component: spindle pole. The record is from RefSeq and is a predicted model, not a curated record. Gene Ontology annotation, molecular function: calmodulin binding.
UUGGUCAUUAAGCGUCGUCUAUCGCCAUUCCCCGCUCUCUCUUCUGGCCCUCUGGGCAUUUCAAAUUCAAACCAAGUCAAAAUUCAAACCCCUCUUCGCGUUUCUCAGCCACAGACUGAGCCAAGAAGCCCCCAAUGGAAGGCCGAGAGCCACCGCCUUCUCCGUCGCCGUCGCCUUACAGAAACCCCUCCACUCUCUUCAAAGACAUCACCAAUUUCAAAACCCCGAAACCCUCCUCGCGAAUCUCCAAUUUCCAGUCCCCCGGCCCCAAAUUCUUCACUGCCUCGAAACAAACCCCUGGUACUUCUUCGUCAUUUCGCCGCAGGCCGUCUCUCGCUCCGUCAAACUCUGGCCGGAUAAAGGCGGCGUCCCGGAAACUCAAGGCAUUUGAGCUCGAGCAGUCGCAGUCGUCCCGCAAGGCCCAAAUUCAGAAAGAACAAUCGCUCAAGUCGCUGGCCAAGUCUCUCUCCGUCUGGCUCAAUUUCCUCUUUCAAAACCCUACAUCCUGUGGCUGCAAUUUGUCCGUCGAUGGAGACCGCACGGGAACGCUCCCCAAGGGAAAGAGGGAUAGCGAUCCCGGCAGUGCGGUUGGGGUUGAUUCGGCGUGGCGGGACCCCAAGCGUCAGAGAGACUCGUCGUGGCGGGCCGUGAGCGCUGUAGCGUUUUCGAGCUCCAAGUAUUCGAACCUGCGUUCUUCGUUGGAGCAUGUGUGCAGUGUUGAUGAUUUGACGCAGAGGAUGCGACUCUAUCUGAGCAUGGGCAGUUGCAAGGAGGUUUUCGAUGCGAUGACUCAUGUAGCAAAGAAUAUUGAUGAAGGGAGAUUAAAGAUGAAGGCACAUUGUCCUUUAGUUACGGAUUUUGGGUUGAAGGAGAAGGCCACUAGAAUCCUCAUGAGUUAUAACCCAAUUUGGCUUCGAAUUGGAUUGUACAUUGUUUUUGGUGGAGAUUCUUUGUUGUCUGACAGAGAUGCUAAUUCUGAUGAAGAACUCAGGUUUCUGAAAAUGAUCAUUGAGAAGCAAUUUUUUGCACAUUCGGGUCUAGCAAAAGAUUAUGCUUACAACAAGAAGGUUGAGGGUCUUUACAGACCGGGUUAUUACGAAGCUCUGGGAAACGUCACUUUGAAGAGAUUUCUGAUGCUCGCUCUUAUCCUUGAUAGAGCGAAAUGCCAGAGCAGUCUUUCUCUUAAGUAUGGAAUUGAUGGAGUGGAUGGGGGUUCUCCGUUAUUGUUUACAGUUGAAUCUCGUAUUAAAUCGAGUCAUCAGGUGAUCCAUGAUUUUCUGUCAUCUGAUGUCAUGCUUGGAGAAGGUAAUAUUUCAGCACAUCUGGUGGUUUUAGGAUACAAAGUAUCCUAUCAGCAGCAUCCCCUUGUUGAAUAUGACUUCCGAGUUACAAAUUUAUUUGCUGAUCUUCAAGAUGGGGUGCGACUGUGCAGAGCCAUUCAACUUUUGCUAGAUGACGCCUCUAUCCUCACGAAAAUGGUUGUUCCAGCAGAUACGCUUAAGAAGAACAUGGCAAAUUGUGGCAUUGCCCUGCAGUACCUUAAACAGGCUGGCGUUGUUUUACAUGAUGAAGACGGAAUGAUGAUUGUGGCAGAUGAUAUUGCUGGCGGGGACAAGGAACUUACUCUUUCCUUGCUCUGGAACGUGUUUGUCCAUUUGCAGCUACCGCUUCUGGUCAAGAAAACAAACUUAGCUGAGGAAAUUUGCAAAAUUCGUGGCAGUGUGAUCAGUUUUGAUUCCUCUUCAUUGGAAAUGAUUUUAAAAUGGAUUCAGGCAAUUUGUGAAAAUUAUGAUUGCAAGGUUGACAGUUUUGCUUCAUUGGUUGAUGGAAAAGCCAUAUGGUGCUUGCUGGACUAUUACUUUCGUAAGCAACUAUCUUGUGGUCGGUCAUCAAAGGAUCGUAAUAAAUCAAGUCACGAAGAAUCAAUCAUGUUGGCCACUGAUUAUUCAGAUGCAGUGCACAACUUUUUAUUAUCCCAGAAAUUGUUGACGUUAUUGGGAAACUUUCCAGAGGUUCUGCAAAUUAGUGACAUUCUUGAAUACAACGGUGCACGAAAUGACCGGAGUGUGGUGAUACUAUUGGUGUUCCUUUCAUCUCAACUUAUUGUCAAGAAAAAUAUGGACCAAUUAAAUUUCCAUAAACUCUUGGGUUGUGAUUGCCAAAGUACAGACAGAAAAUAUACAUGUAUGGGAUGCUAUGUAAGACCCGAAGCAACACAGGUCGAAGAGGAAACAUAUGACCACCACAUCGAAGAUUCUGUAAGAAAGUUUAAGGCUAUUCAGGCCUGGUGGCAAGAUAUGGCUGAAAGGAACCAUAAAUCUGUUGCAAAACCAACUUCUCCUACUUCGCUUAACCUAUCUACGAAUAAGGAUAACAUUAAUAUUGAAAAAGUAAAUACUGACAAAGGCAAUUAUGAGGGAGGAAGUAUUGUAACUCAUGAUAUAUCUACUCCUGAUCUAGUUAAAGCUGCCAUUGUUGUCCAAAGAUAUAUUCGUGGGUGGCUUGCAAGGUUGAGAUACAUUCAUGGGGUUGCUCUUGUAGAUAAAUCUUGCAAUCGGUGCCAAGAAAAUGUUGUGCGUGAUCUUCAAGUAAGGGCAGAAAAUACUGAGAAAAGCAAUUAUGAGGGAGGAAGUAUUGUAACUCAUGAUAUAUCUGCUCCUGAUCUAGUCAAAGCUGCCAUUGUUGUGCAAAGAUAUAUUCGUGGGUGGCUUGCAAGGUUGAGAUACAUUCAUGGGGUUGCUCUUGUAGAUAAAUCUUGCAAUCUGUGCCAAGAAAAUAUUGUGCGUGAUCUUCAAGUAAGGGCAGAAAAUACUGAAAAAAGCAAUUAUGAGGGAGGAAGUAUUGUAACUCAUGAUAUAUCUGCUCCUGAUCUAGUCAAAGCUGCCAUUGUUAUCCAAAGAUAUAUUCGUGGGUGGCUUGCAAGGUUGAGAUACAUUCAUGGGGUUGCUCUUGUAGAUAAAUCUUGCAAUCUGUGCCAAGAAAAUAUUGCGAGUGAUCUUCAAGUAAGGGCAGAAAAUACUGAAAAAAGCAAUUAUGAGGGAGGAAGUAUUGUAACUCAUGAUAUAUCUGCUCCUGAUCUAGUCAAAGCUGCCAUUGUUAUCCAAAGAUAUAUUCGUGGGUGGCUUGCAAGGUUGAGAUACAUUCAUGGGGUUGAUCUUGUAGAUAAAUCUUCCAAUCUCUGCCAAGAAAGUGUUGCGCGUGAUCUUCAAGUAAGGGCAGCAGUUAAAAUCCAGCUUGCGUGGAAGAAUUUUUCUUUCUGUCAUUCUCUUCUCUAUCAGCUUUCCGCUGCAACUAAAAUUCAAAGUCAUUUUCGUGGUUGGCUAGUGAGGAGGAGGUCUCAUAUUAAAAGGCAAGCAAUAAUAAAAAUCCAAAGUGUAUAUCGAAUGUCAAGAUGCUGGAAGGCUUAUCAGCAAUACAAAAUUGCAGCUGGUUCAGCCACCGUCAUUCAAUCUUAUAUACGUGGAUGUUUUGCCAGGAAAGGCGCUGAAAAUCAUAGGCUUCUCAUUGUUGCAAUCCAAAGAUACUUCCGUGGCUGGUUGAUCAGAAGUCAAUUCUCGUGUCAAAGACAGGCUGCAAUAAAGAUCCAAAGUGCUAUUCGAGGCUUGAUAUGGCGUCAAUCAUUUCAUCGUCAUAGACAAGCUGCAGUGGAAAUUCAACGGAUAGUCAGGGGGCAGAUUAGUCGAAAUAGGCUCUUAGGUGCUGCUUCCCUACGCCCAAUCGUCCGCAAUGGUUGUCCUUUGAAUAGAACAGAAGCCCUUUAUAUGGGUGCUGAACUAAAUAAAGUUGUUUGCUCCGUGUUGAAAUUGCAAAGGUGGUGGAGGAGUGUCAUGUCACUAAACUUUAGAACGAAUUCUGCAGUCAUUAUUCAGUCUCAUAUUCGAGGGUGGUUUGCUAGGCAAAAAGCUGUUAGAGAGAGGCAAUGUAUUGUUGCGAUACAAUCAUGCUGGAGAGGCUACCUUCUAAGGAGGAAAGAGACGGAAGGUCAGCUACUGGAGCUGCGCUUGAGAGUGCAAAAGUCUGCCACAAAUGUAGAUGAUAGCAUGCGGAUUAUAAACAGACUUGUAGCAGCACUUUCGGAGCUACAAACAAUGAAAAGUAUCAGCGGCAUUCUUCACACUUGUGUUACUUUGGACAAGGCCACUGCACAUUCUCAGAAAUGUUGUGAAAAACUCGUGGAGGAAGGAGCUAUUAAAACAUUGCUGAAGAUUUUUGGCUCAGCCACUCGAAGUAUACCCGAUCAGGAGGUUCAAAAACACGUGCUCUCAACUCUAAGGAACCUUGCCCGCUAUCCACACCUGGUAGAAGUGCUAAUUGACAGUCCGGGAUCAGUAGAAACUGUUGUAUGCGAGUUUGUAAGGAACAAGGAAGAGGGUUAUUUCACAGCUUCCGAACUUCUGAAGAAGGUUUGUGCUAGUCGUAAAGGCGUUGAAGCUGUGCGUAAAUCGCCCGCUCUUUUGAAAAGGCUACACAAUCUUGUUGAGGAACUUAGUAGGAAGGCUGGCAACAAUGACAAGAGGAAUGCCGGCCGAGUUACAGUUGCUAGAGAAGCUACGGAAAGGAGAUUAAGGGAGGCUGUUGAAAUUAUGAAAAUGGUAAAACAGAGGUACUAGUACUAUUUACUAGGGUAACUUGUUGAGUUCCAGAGUGUUUAAAAAGUUACCUUGGUUAGUUAUGAUGUAUUGCUGACGUGUGUAUUUUGCCAUUGAAUUUACACGUUCAAUGGGUGGGGGGAGUGAGAAGGACAGGGCAACUUGAUUUGGUUGAUGCACCUCAAAUUGAAUGCUUGGUUUUUUUUUUUCCACUUGUGGUUUUGUAAAUUUUCUAUCGAGUGCUUAAUUCUAUGAGUUUCAUUUGAUAAUUUUUUCGUUUUUUA